CGCGUAUUGAAAUGUCAAAGUUUAAUCCUCUAUAUACCAUUCUUGUCACAGUUAUUGAGGGUCGAUAUUUUACACAAAAACCAAAUUCGAAGCUCUAUGCCGAAUGUAGAUUUAUCUUCCGAAAGACUAACUUCUACAACUUUAUCACUGGCCAAGAAUAUAACCAAACAUAUCAAUCUUAUAAUACAACCGUGACUAAUAUUGAUACAUCUCGAGUUAUUGAUGCUGACUCAUCACUCCAUUACCAAUAUUUACACCUAAGCAAGUUUCAGAAG
Racocetra persica is the source of this 275-nucleotide messenger RNA. The record is from the annotation of a GenBank genome assembly. NCBI's taxonomy places the organism in Eukaryota, Fungi, Glomeromycota, Glomeromycetes, Diversisporales, Gigasporaceae.